GAAAUUAACAUGAAAAAUAGAUCAUUAUUAUCAUGCCUCUAACCCAAAUAUGCAUACUCAGUUAGAGAAAUGUUGAAUGAAAUGUAGCUUUUCCGUGUGCGUCGUACAAUUUGUGGCAUUUACAUAAAAAAGAGAUAUAAGGGAGAGAUGGUCACACCAUGGUCAUUAGUUGCUGACAGUGUACAUUUUAUACACCCUGUUAUUGCGGAUACUACUGGCCCUUGGAGGGACAAUUAACUCAGUGAUUUAUUUUGAUUUCUCUUAAGUUUGCCAUAUCAGGAUAAUAGCAUGCAACUACUAUGACAAUACGGCACCUGGAGAGUUGAAGAGGUGAAGAUUACAAUGGCUGUAGAGUUGAAGAAACUGGAUGCCAUAUGUGCCAAACUGCACACCAGUGUCAAAGAGGAGGACGAUAUGGAGGGUGACGGCCAGCUGUCCACAGGUGUCACCUCCCAAGAUUCUGCCAAUGGUGGAGACCAUGAAGUCGGAAUGGGAAAUAGGAGUAGCAGUAUUUCAAUGGAGGUUCGUUCAGCCUCUUUUGUGCCAAAUGUUAAUAUAAAUUCCUCUCCACUCGCAGCACCGACCACUACAGCGUCCUCAUCGAGAAAGAAGCGAAGGAAAAAUGCAAAUCCUCGUAAUAUUGCAGCUCAGGUACAUGUGUUCGCGUUGGAGGAUGAUGAUGAGGAGGAAGAUUUUAAAGAUGAACUAGCGGAGUAUGCCAUCAAUAACAAGGAUAUAGACUUCCAAUCUCUAUCUGCUGAAGAAACCAGUACUGUUGAUGGUUCAGAGAUUGAUGGGUUCCGAAAUCGGGACCACCACUUUAACAUUGGCAGCAAUGGGGGUGCAACAACGGUGGCAGCGAUGGGAUUAUUGAAUUAUGAUGAUAAUAACAUCAGCAGCAGCAGCAAUAUGAAACAAACAACUGUGAUAGAACCUGCAGGGACCUCUAUGAUGAAUGGGGACGCUCAAGAGGCCAUUGAUUUAUCUUUGUGCAAUUCAUCCAGUAUGUCUGCCGAUUUAGCCUCUGUGCGCCACAGCUCUAUGAAUUACUCUGAUGGCGAGGAGGGAGAGGAGGAGGGAGUAGAAGACAUUAUGGACGACUCUACUAGUGACCUUAUCAAUGGAGACGUGGAUGGUGAUCCUAGAGAGACAGUUUCUCUAGUUUCUCCGGCAAUCAAUGAAAAUGCAAACAAACACUAUGCAAGUAGCAGCAGCGGUGAACACUCAGAAGCGGUGUUGUCAAACAGCGCUGAUGCAGCUGCGCUGAAGAACUAUGCAGAAUCCACCAUGAACGAAUUGCUCAGUUUUUAUGGACUUGAAGAAGAGGCCGAGUCCAUCGCUGAUAGUGUCCCUCUUCAGAAUUUUAGCACGGGAAAAAUUCUGCAGAGAACCCAUGGCAACCAAAAGAAAGCUAAGACAAGUCACUAUGUGAAAUCACCCAAGACAAGCCCGUCCAAAAAACCCAGUAAUGCUAUGCUGAGUAAAUCUGCCUUGACUGAAACCAUAUAUUCCAAGUUUGCCAACAUUUCUUCAGUGCCUUCAGGUGUCCUAGUGGGCAGCCCCCCAGUGCCUAAACUGACCACCCCUUCUUCCAGUCCGACCCCGAAGUCCAGUGUCGCUUCUCCGGCCAGUUCCAGCUCAGGUUCUUUGAAGAAAUUCACCAAUAGUGCCGAAUACGUGAAGGCUGUCUUCUCACCAGAUGUCUCUCCUCAGACCAUAUCCGCCAAACUGGCCGGGGAACUCCUCCCCGACUACAGCAAGUAUAUCAAGAGGUUUGUCUCAUUUGCGGACUGUGGAGGCAACCACUGCCAAGACAUGGGAUACAAGGAACACUACCACUGUGUGGACUGCAGUUUCAGGGUUUUCAUCAAGAAAGAAGAGAUGAUCCGCCAUUUCAAGUGGCACAAGAAGCGAGAUGACUCCCUGCAGCAUGGUUUCAUGCGCUACAGUCCCAUGGAUGACUGCUUUGCUAAGUUUGGCAACUGCACACACUGUGGCAAGCAGACUCAUUACCACUGCAUACAGUCUGGCUGUAACAAAGUCUACAUCAGCACCUCAGAUGUUCAGAUGCAUGCCAACUACCACCGCAAAGAUUCUGCCAUCAUUCAGGAAGGAUUUCAGAGAUUUCGAGCCACAGAGGAUUGUGGGACGCCAUCUUGUCAGUUUUAUGGGCAGCGUACCACCCACUUCCACUGCCGCCGCUCCAGUUGUAAUUUCACCUUUAAAAACAAGGCUGAUAUGGAAAAACACAAAGCAUACCACCAGAAGGAUGAAAUUCUUUCUAAGGAUGGCUUCAAGAAGUUCAUGAAAUAUGAACACUGCACAUUCCAAAACUGCAAGUACUCCAAAGUCAGUAACCACAUUCAUUGCAUUCGACCUGGUUGUGACUAUGUACUACAUUCCACUGGACAACUUUAUUCCCACAAGCGAAAGCAUGAACGUCGUGACUUCGAACAUGCCUACAAACGUUUCAAAGAGGAGCAACAUUUCAAAAAGCGUGUCUCCGUGGGACCCGUCCCCAUUGCACCUAUGCCUACAAGUGGUAUCCCACAAUUCACCUUGCAGAACUUCCAACUUCCUGUCAUCAAGCAGGAGGCGGAAUAUGUGGACAUUGAUGAUCUCGUUAAGAUGAAACUGUCACGAGAAAAUACACCAGUGAAGGGAGUUUCCCCCUCUGGAGCAUCUAGCCCCUUGGAUUUUUCUACCACUUCCUCCAUAGGGUCAGAUCUUCAGAUUAAUAUGGAUACCCAAGAUUCCAUGAUGAGUGUUCGCUCUGAGACCAACUCGCCACAAGAAGAAGAUUCCUCAAUUAACCUGACCAAAAGUGCUGGAGACAUUACAGGUGAUGACUUAAACAAUUCCCUCAAUUUACCAAUUCCAACCUUUGAGAAAAAGAAGACAGAGAGUUCGGUAAAGACGGAACCAGCCUCGUUUUCAUCCACGCCUACCCACAAUACCUCCAUGGCAGCUAAAGUAACACCCGCCGAGGCAUCACCCAUUGAGAAGCUGACCUUUGACCCCACCAAGCUCCAGGUGACCAAGAAUAAUGUCAAAGAUGAUUCGUGGAAAGGGAUUCUGACCAGGUAUACUGCUAAUGACCCGUGUAACUCCCGCUGUGAAUAUCUCUAUAAAGACCAUUACCACUGCAAUAUCACUGGAUGCAAUAUGGUAUUUAGGUCCAAGGAAGGUGUCAGGGAGCAUGCAAGAAACCAUGAGCAGCAGGACAAAAUCUCUGAUCUCACAUAUAUGCAGUUCAAUGAGUCUGAGCAGUGUAGCCAGGAAUUGUGUCCAUAUGCCAGGAAGGAGAAACACUAUCAUUGCCUCUGGGCUAACUGUCAGCGUGUCAUCUCCAGCACAGGAGACAUAUUUGCCCGUCUUACCCACUACAGGGAACACGAAUACCUCAGUGCUGUUCUCUGUAGGAAGUCCAAACCCUCCUCAUCCCAAGGCGGGGACAGCGGGAACCUCUUCAACCAUUUUACUCUCCCCAAAACCCGCCGAGGUCGACCUCCCAAGUAUCCAAAAACCCACAUCCCUGUGGUGCCAAAAGUAGAGCUGAAAGAGGGCACCUUUGUCGAUGAUAAGACAGAGCUGACAGAGAAGGAUUUGGAAAGCCUUAAUGCAACAACCAAGGUCAUUAAGGGCUUUAUGAAGUUCGAUGAGGCUCAGCCCUGCCCAGAUCAUCUCUGUUUGUUUCAUAAAAAGGUUCAUUACCACUGCCUUAGACCGCGGUGUCAUCACGCCAGUGAUAGGGCUGACGUGCUGAAUCUUCAUUGCCGCGAUUUUCACAACUACAUCCACAUCCUCGAAGGCUACGAGUUCUUUGAUCGCAACAUCAACUGUCGCCGUCCACAUUGUCAUAAUAACGGUGCCAAUAAGCAUUUCCACUGCACACGCUCACGCUGUGACUAUUCGUUUGUGCGGCCAACGACCAUGGCACAACAUGAGAAAAAACACCAAGAGGGCAGCAAGCAGGCCGAAGGUUCCUCUCCCUUACCCGUCAAAGUCCCAAUUCCAAAAGAGGGCGCUCCGUUUCCUCCAUCAACUGUAACAGCCAAUCAGGCACUGGCUUACAAACUGACCCCGGAAAAAGAUACUGAGGCCAAGAACAUUGUCAAGGCAAAAGGUACCUUCUUCCCCACCAGUGGGGGCAUGCCUGUCAGCAUCCCCAACACUGCUGCUGGCAUGAUGGGCACUCAAAUGAUCAGUCACAUGAUGCCUCAAAUCAUCUACACCUCGGCAGGACCAAUUGCCGUAGCUCAACCGGUACUCAUGGCAGCUCCCCAGCAGUUGGCGUCUUCGUCAGCAACAUCGCCUACUCUUAGUCCAACGAGUCAAGAAGAGCAGCAGAAAGCCACCAUUGCCUCGGCAACUCAGGGUUUCCUACCGUUGGCCCUACUUCUGCAGCAGAAAGCAAUGCAGAGCAUGCCUCAGAACAACUGGGACAUGAUGAAGGUGCAGAUGUAUUGCCCAGCGAAUGUGAACUGUGGGCGGCCAUUUUGCAAGCUGAAGAAGCGUGAGCAUUUUCACUGCAAAGAGUGCAACCAGGCGUUCUCUUAUGAGGACAGAUUGAAAGUACACAUUGCCAAACAUGGGUUGAAACUGGAGGAAGACCAGCAGAUCUGCAUAAUGCCCACUGCUGCACUUAAUCAGAAUGUUCCAGUAACUUUUAAUGGGAAUGAAGCAACCACAGAAGCAACAUCUGAUGGGAAUGCUAAGGCGGAAGAUGGAGAUGAUGUGGAAGCUUCGUCUUCACUCACCUUGAAACCAGAAGCUUUCACAAGCAUUUUAGAAAAAGCCCAACAAAACCAGAACAAUUCCGAGGAACAGCAGAAGUCGGGUCAGUCACAUUCCAAGACAAAAGAUGCUGUCCCAGAAUGCAAUGGGGCAGCAGACACUCCGCAGGAGGAAUCGCUGGAUUUGUCCAUCAGCUCCACCGGGGGGUCUCUCCAAGACAGCUCCAGACGGUCAGGACGGAAGAGAAUUUCCACCCACAUGGAGGAUUUCAUCACCAAUGAUGAGCCGGCACCAAAGCAGCAGAAGGUAUCCCACUCUAGCCCAGUGCCCAAUAAAACCGAUCCGUUACCAGACGGGUUCCAACGGUACCAUUACUCCGAGGACUGCGGACACGCCCAGUGUGCACAUCGCCAGAACCUGACCCACUUUCACUGCUCCCGUCCUGAUUGUGCGUUCGCAUUCACCGACCGUUCCCGCAUCGUGCAGCACAGCAUACGCCACGAGCGUGUGGACGCCAUAAUGGGAGGCCAGUUCCAGCAGUAUCGCGGAACCUCAGAAUGCGGACGUCCUGAUUGCCAAUACACAGGGAAGUCUUCUCACUACCACUGUCUGCGUUGUCCAUUCAUUUGCACAGAUACGAGCAAAGUUUCAGCCCACAGGAAACAGCAUUCUAAGAUGGAGAAGUUUGCCUCGCAGGGGUUCACGAAAAUCUCUCAGACCGCAGAAUGUGAAGUGGCCAAUUGUCCGCAUAGCAAGAAGCAGACCCAUUACCACUGCGUGUACACUGGCUGCUCUCACUGUGUUCUCAGUCCCUGCCAGAUGGCGCAGCACAAACGCAAACACGAAGUGGCAUAAUUCUUCCCUCCACAUUUCUUACACAAUGGUUGGACGUGCAGCAUUACAUGCUGCUUCAUGUAGUGCUGAAAAAAUGCACAAAAAUCUACAUGUUGGAUGGACCUUUCAGCGUAUAUGGAAUAACGUGUUGCACAAAAGAAACUCAUAGAAUGGUGUGCAUGAGAUGUUCAGAAGAGAUCUGGAAUUUACCAUAAUAAAGGCAUGACAUAUUUCAGCAGGAGGCCAUAAUAUAUUCAUCAGGAUGUGCGGAGAACGUGCUAGUGGUGACAGAGGGAAUUUUUUUACAAGGAGAGAAUGCAGUAUGAUUUGAAACUGUUCUAAUGGCAGCACACAAGAUAGUCUAUAAAAAGAGAGGAUAGGAAGAUGGAAGAAGUGCUUCAAUGAGGAGGCAUAUCGUGCAAAACUGAACUUUGGUCUAGUGGACUAGUAAGCACCAACAUCAAACCAUGUAGCUUAUGAGGAAGGAAGAAAGGAUGAAGGAAGUUUGAAUGGUCUUGGAAAGAGAUGAAGAGGCAAGGGGGAGGAUGUUUCAUAUACUUAGUAGUGAAUAUGUGACAAGUAUAUUUUAUUUUCAAAUUUAUGAUAUAUUAUUGGAUGAAGACAUUGAAUUUGUGGAGUUACACCCAUCUUGCACAGACCUUUUCCCAAGCUUGCAAGUUUGUUCAAUAUAUUAUACUUAGAAUGUCAGGGAUGAUGCAAACACUUUCUAUGUAGGAUUUUAAUGGUGGAGAUAUUCUUUCCAGAGGAUAUAUAUUUUGAUACAGGUUCUGUGUCUUAGGAUUUGUAUGGCACAUUUCUGAAAAAAAAGCCUUU
Molecule: messenger RNA, 6405 nt
Organism: Lingula anatina
Lineage: Eukaryota; Metazoa; Brachiopoda; Lingulata; Lingulida; Lingulidae
Product: zinc finger protein castor homolog 1
Biological process (GO): regulation of neuron differentiation; positive regulation of transcription by RNA polymerase II
Cellular component (GO): nucleus
Molecular function (GO): RNA polymerase II transcription regulatory region sequence-specific DNA binding; DNA-binding transcription factor activity, RNA polymerase II-specific
Source: RefSeq, a predicted model, not a curated record